This is a messenger RNA of Pyrus x bretschneideri (Chinese white pear), 952 nucleotides long. RefSeq names its product E3 ubiquitin-protein ligase NRDP1. The transcript is spliced from 6 exons. The record is from RefSeq and is a predicted model, not a curated record. Gene Ontology annotation, molecular function: metal ion binding. Lineage: Eukaryota; Viridiplantae; Streptophyta; Magnoliopsida; Rosales; Rosaceae. The coding region runs from base 308 to 952 and encodes 214 amino acids.
UAUUUUUAUUUUUUGCACACCAAUUUUAUUUUCGGUCUUCUAAAUGUAUGUGUAAAAUCUAUCUUGAAGUUAUAUUUCCAUUUUAAAAAAGGGACUUAAGCAACACUUGUUGUAUAAGCGCCGUCUUCUUGCUCUGCGUUUCCGUUCGCACUUAAGCAAUAGCAUUUCUCUUGUGCCCAGCGACUCUAUGCGUUUCUCGACCAAUCCCCGCCAACUGUUUAAGCUGGGCUAGGGUUUUAAGGUCUCGAAUCGAAUUGGUAGACAUUAGAGAAACUCCCAGGAUUUGAAGCUGAAUUGGUAGAGCGGCAUGGGAUUUGAUAAUGAGUGCAUAUUGAAUAUCCAGUCUCUUGCUGGAGAGUACUUUUGUCCAGUUUGUCGUCUGCUUGUUUACCCAAAUGAAGCGCUACAGUCGCAAUGUACUCAUCUCUACUGCAAGCCCUGUUUGACAUACGUUGUGAGCACCACCCAGGCUUGCCCAUAUGACGGCUACUUAGUUACAGAAGCAGAUGCCAAGCCACUUACUGAGUCAAAUAAGGCCCUCGCUGAAACCAUUGGAAAAAUACCAGUUCAUUGCCUUUUCCACAGGAGUGGAUGCACAUGGCAGGGACCAUUAUCCGAGUGCACACCUCAUUGUUCUGGAUGUGCCUUUGGAAAUUCUCCUGUAGUAUGCAACAGGUGUGGAGUCCAAAUUGUACAUCGUCAAGUGCAGGAACAUGGGCAAACUUGCUCUGGUGUCCAGCCAGCGCAGCAGGCACAGAGUGCUCUAGACACUUCAGCUUCUGGCACAUCAGCAGCUACUGCUGAUCAAACCCAGGCCGCGAUUCAAACAGGAAUAACUACAUCUCAGGCCUUGGUUUCUCAAACUACAACUGCACCUGGAUCUGAUCCAACUCAGGAACAAAACUCAACAGCAACAAUAUCAACAGUACUACCAGCAGUAUCCUGGAUAUGA